AUGGACAACGCGGCCUUCGAAGGCAGUGGCUCCGCCGUGCACGAACCCGUCGUCAGGCGACGAGCUUUGAUUCAGAGGAGCUUGCGGCUGCAACCCGAGGAGCAGCGGUUCUUGGAUGCGGUGCGGGACGGCGACAUCCUCGGACUGAGAGCCGUGCUUCAGGCGCACCCGUUGCUGGACGUGAACUGCUGCGACAUGCGGGGCCUGCGGGCACUGGAGGUGGCCGCGCAGAACGGCGACGUCGAGCUGAGCGUCGAGCUGCUCAGGUUGCGCGCGCUGGACGCGGACCACGUGCAGAGUGCCCUGCUAGUGGCCAUACAGCGCGGAGACAUACGUCUCACGCGCAUCCUGCUCGACGGAGCGCAUGGGCCAUGCACUGUGCCAGUUGGCAACAUGACCCCUCUCAUGGCAGCUGCUAUCGCUGGCGACCUCGAGAUCACCAAAAUGCUUCUGGACAGAGGCCACACAAUUCAGAAGCCACAUGAACCUGGAUGUCGGUGCGCCGAGUCGUGCCGCGAGCAGGCCGCACGCCACGGCGAGCGACUGUCUCAGUCGCAGCUGCGUCGCAACGCCUUCCGCGCGCUCAGCAGCCCCGUGCACAUCCUGCUCACGUCGGACGACCCCGUGCUCAGCGCGUUCACGCUCAGCCGGGAGCUACGCGAGCUGGCGCAGAGCGUGCCCGAGUUCCAGAAUGAGUACGAGGAGAUGGCUGAGCAGUGUUCGCGCUUUGCGGCCGCCAUCCUCGGCGCCUGCAAAAACACUGAGGAAGUGGAGACGGUGCUCUCGCAGCCAGAGGGUUUCCCAACAAACAGACCUUUCCGUUUUCCACGGCUCUCUCUGGCGAUUCUCUUGGACCAAAAGAACUUCGUAGGACACGCGAACUGCCAACAGGUCCUGCGUUCUCUGUGGUACAAGGGCCUGCCAGGCUGGCCCGCAUGGUCCACAGCUCGCAAGGCUGCUCACGUCGCUGGCCAAGCGCUGGCAACGCCCUUCCUGGGCGUUGCAUACAUCUUCACGCCAGAACCCAUGCGGGUGUUGAAGCCAUUGCGUGUGCCCCUGAACCGCUUCGUGCACAGCUGCACCUCGUACGCGACGUUCCUAGUCCUCCUUACAAUCUCGCUCUUCUACGGCCGGCGGGACAGCUUCAAGCUGCGCGUGCUGUGGUCCGAGAUCCUCGUCGGCGUUUGGAUAGUGGGCUACGUGUGGGAGCUGGCGCUCAGCGCCUGGGCGCUGGGUGCCCGCGUAUUUCUCAGUUCCUGGUGGGCCGUGUACGACGUCUGCAUGUUCGGCCUGUUCCUCGUGGCUGAAAUACUCUGGUUCAUUGUGUUCGUCUCGGCCCGCACACUCCAGGAGAGCAUUGACCGCUCCCAGUGGCCGUGGUACCACCCGUACCUCAUUGGCGAGUCUCUGUACGCCAUAGCCACAGUGCUGGCCUUUUGUCGGCUGCUGCUGUGGUGCCAGAUCCUGCAGAUGUUCGGACCUCUGACAGUGUCACUGCUCUACAUGCUUCGCGAUGUGGUGCGUUUUAUGCUGCUACUGGGAAUCGUCUACUUCGGCUUUGCAGUCGGAAUCAGCUCUAUCUACAAGAAUUACGCCGGAAAUGAGGCCACGCUCUCCAACGGAACCACACUACACCAGCCGCCGAACUUUACAAGCCUCGGUCGUGCACUCAAGUACCUCUUCUGGGCCCUAUAUGAGUUGGGCACACCGGAGAUCGCCGACAUUGUUGUCUCCGGAGACGCGACACGGCCGGGCGGCAGGAUCGUGACCCACAACUUCACCGAGUUCGUCGGAUAUGCCCUCUGGGGCCUGUACCACAUCGUGUCGGUCAUCGUGCUACUCAAUGUUCUCAUCGCCAUGAUGACCGACAGCUUCCAAAGGGUUCAGGGUAACGCCUACACAGAGUGGAUCUUCGCCAGGUCGUCCCAGUGGAUAUCGUACUUGGAUAUCAAUGCUGGUGCGCCACCCCCUCUCAAUUUGUUCCCCACAGCAAGAUGCCUCCGCCUGUGCUACAAGUUGCACUUUGCCAAGAAAGGAAUGCGCAAAGCAAUUCCGUCAUCGAGCCGGAGGUCGUCUUGCUUCCACGACUGGGAGUUCGAUGACCCCUGUGGCACGGGCCGGCGCCUUUCCUACCAGGACCUGGUUGUCGCACUCAGCAGGCGAUAUCUGCAGCUGCGGGACAUCGCCGACCGCGAGCUCUACGAAGUGAACCGGUCGUCGUCACGGACGAACAGCCGCAUCGAGACGACGCUCUACGCGGACAGUGCCGAGUUGCGCCGCCAAUCCGUCAUGCUCAGAAAUCCUUCCAGACUGAGGCGCCCUUAAACGCUGACAAUGGAACGGACAAUCUCUAACCACGCACAAACCGUAUCAAAGCCUGCCUCCCGCAAUCACUUCUGUGUGUCCCGGUCCUGCACAUUUCUUUGGCAAUAAACCAGGCCGUGGAAAGACGGCCGCACUCAUGUUAUGCGCACUAAUAAAUGGUUAAUUUCAAAUUCA
Messenger RNA from Dermacentor andersoni, 2499 nucleotides. Its product is annotated as short transient receptor potential channel 3-like. NCBI's taxonomy places the organism in Eukaryota, Metazoa, Arthropoda, Arachnida, Ixodida, Ixodidae. Gene Ontology annotation, molecular function: store-operated calcium channel activity; inositol 1,4,5 trisphosphate binding; protein binding. Gene Ontology annotation, biological process: regulation of cytosolic calcium ion concentration; calcium ion transmembrane transport. Gene Ontology annotation, cellular component: cation channel complex; plasma membrane. The record is from RefSeq and is a predicted model, not a curated record.